Molecule: messenger RNA, 2623 nt
Organism: Mytilus trossulus (common blue mussel)
Lineage: Eukaryota; Metazoa; Mollusca; Bivalvia; Mytilida; Mytilidae
Product: LIM/homeobox protein Lhx3-like
Exons: 5
Coding region: 104-1285 (393 amino acids)
Biological process (GO): regulation of transcription by RNA polymerase II; neuron differentiation
Cellular component (GO): nucleus
Molecular function (GO): zinc ion binding; RNA polymerase II transcription regulatory region sequence-specific DNA binding; DNA-binding transcription factor activity, RNA polymerase II-specific
Source: RefSeq, a predicted model, not a curated record
CAAAGUAUUAAGAAUUGACUUUCUACAGAAAAACUAAAUUUGUUUUCAUUCUGAAAAACUUGUGGACAAGUGGGGAAAAUUGUGAAAAUAUUUGAAUAGAAACAUGUCCACUUUAACGGAUCUGUCACCUGGCUCUACGGUAUUUCGUGCAGAUAGUCCUGCAAGUCCAACAAGGGCAUCUUUAUCAGAUAUGCUUAGUCGGAACAAAUUCUUAGAAGCUGCAAUUCCAAAAUGUGCCGGAUGUGGAGAACCUAUUUUAGACAGAUUUAUUUUAAAAGUUUUGGAACGUUCUUGGCAUUCUAAAUGUUUAAAAUGUUCUGACUGUAAACUACAGCUAAGUGACAAAUGUUUUUCAAAAGGUGAUAUGGUUUACUGCAAGGAUGAUUUCUUCAGGCGGUUUGGAACAAAAUGUGCAGGAUGCGAAAAGGGCAUACCACCAACAGAGGUGGUGCGCCGAGCUCAGGAUAAUGUUUACCAUCUAGAAUGUUUUGCGUGUUUAAUGUGUGGUAGACAGUUGAAUACUGGAGACGAAUUCUAUCUGAUGGAGGAUAGGAAACUCGUUUGUAAAACAGAUUAUGAAUCAGCAAAAGCUAGAGAGUAUGAUUUAGAUGCUGCAAACAAAAGACCAAGAACAACAAUAAAUGCAAAGCAACUUGAAGCAUUAAAAAGAGCAUACAACGAAAGCCCCAAGCCUGCAAGACAUGUCAGAGAACAAUUAAGUUCGGAAACUAGUCUUGAUAUGAGGGUUGUUCAAGUAUGGUUUCAAAACAGACGAGCGAAAGAAAAGCGUCUAAAAAAAGAUGCAGGACGGAAAAGAUGGAGUCCUUAUUUCCGACAACUUAAGCGCAAUGGUGAUCCAGACAGCUCUAAUAGUGCUGACGAUCGAUCAGAUGAUGGUCUUUUGGAUUGUCCAUACAUUGAUGAUGACCUUGACGAUCUCGAUGAUGUGGACAACAGUCGUUUGUCUGGUGAUAUGUUUAGUUCUGGACAACCCUUAGACAGGGAACCAAACAUGGGACAGGUACCAGUAGUACCGCCUGGAACUCCUCCAAUGGAUUCAUGGUCUCAUUUUUCAAAUAUUCCGCCCAACUCCUCUGGGUUUAUAGGUCGACAGUCUCCAAACAUUCCUAUGACCAACCACCCUGGCUCACACUUAAUGUCUAUUGAAAAUAUGACCAUACUUGGUGGAGGUCCCCGGAUGAUGGCCGCUGAUAUCAACGAUAAUAACAAUUCAUUUUCGGAUUAUCCGCCACAUACACAGAGUCAUCAUGUGGAAGUGUAUUAAAAUUGUAGAAACAAACGGAAGAAUAACGAUUAGUGUAGUGCCAUUGAUGGGUGGUUUCAGGUGGAGUCAACUUAUAAUAUAGAUCAUGGUGUAUAUAUUAAUUCAAUUAAUAUAAACAAUAUUCGUCACCUUAUAAAUUUAUGAGACAUCUUUUAUAUAAAAUACUUUAAACUGGAACAAUGGAUGAAUUUAUUGAUUCUUAUUUUUAAUUAUACUUGUGACUUUGGACAUGUGCAAUAUUCUUGUUAUUUGUAUAUUAUGUUAUACUAAGUUUAAUAUUUUAUAAAUGUGCAAUAUUUCUUUUAUGUAAUUUUAUGCUGUUUGACCAUUUUAUUUAUUUGUCCUAAAACAUAAAAAAAAACAGUUCUUUUUUAUUGGUAUGAGCGAGUACAUGGCAGUUAUUAUUGCUGUAAAUGUGUAUGAUACAGGAUUAUUUUCUGCGACUGUUACUGUACAGUCUAUUCAUUAGGUUGGCAACUGAAUCCCUGUUUAACUUUUUGUUUUUGACAGGUAACACUGGUGACUAGUUAACAGCAAUAAGUGGUAUAAGAUACAGCGGAUAUACUUCGACUUUUUACUUCCUGUACCUUUUUAUUUUUCUAAUAGUCUGAACAUACAUUUCAAAUUGUAAAUUUGUAAGAUUCUUCUGCUCAUAUAUAUAUAGAAAUAAAAAAUAGAAUUCCUUUGCCAUAAAACAUUCCUUAAGUUGUAUAUUGAAUGAAGGAAGCAGUUAUUUGAAAAAAAGGAGGAAAACACGGCAACUGAAAGUUUGAUUUUUUUCUCUUCAAAACUACAAUCUGUUUUAACACAGUGACGGCGACUCAAAUUUAUUAUCUUAAUACUAAACGAAAUCAUACCGACUAUUUUCUUACGCGAAGAAUGGGAUGGAAACAAAUUUUCCACAAAGUGCAACCGAAUUCAAAAAUGACGGAAUCAAGUUCCACUUAUAGAUGUAAUUUUGUUCUAUAUAUUUUCUGAUAGUCGUACAUCACUUUCUGAAAUCAUGUUCCAUUGAUAAAUUUAGAUUUUUCUAUCCUUCUUUUUAAAAUCUAAUUAUCCACUAACCUCGAUGACUCGUUUCCGGACAACAUAUACUGAUCAUAUAAUUUUUUUAAGUACAUGGAUAUUAUUAAUAGGACUCGAAUUGGUGUCGAAGCCCUUUAUUCAGUGUUUUUUAUUCAUUUUUUUUUUAUUUAUUUAACCUUUAAUACUCGAUGUCAUUCCAGCUCAUUUUCCGUAUUUCGAGGUAUUUUAUUUAUUGAACCACAUUCAUUUAUGUUUAUUUUUUAUGUCUACCUAUGUUAAAUUUUGUAUACAAUUGUUUUCAGUUUAUGUAAU